AUGGCAAGGCCGUUGAUCACCAAUGAUAAAUUCAAUGGGGAGGUCAGGAUCGAAUAUUGCAAAAGGUCACACUUGGUCUCCUCUCUGAGCUCAUGGAGAAAGCUUUUUGCAAGUCAAGCAUGCAGAGACAGUGAUAACAGAAACCUUCUCAAUCCUAAACUAGGGUUUUCUUAA
Molecule: messenger RNA, 174 nt
Organism: Ilex paraguariensis (yerba mate)
Lineage: Eukaryota; Viridiplantae; Streptophyta; Magnoliopsida; Aquifoliales; Aquifoliaceae
Source: the annotation of a GenBank genome assembly